AUGAACAAGGGCAUUCGGUAUGAGAUCAAGAGCAACGGAGAGGUGCAUGUAGCUCACCUGGACAGACGUCAGAUUGAACGCCGAUGUGACAAGGUGCCAAACGUGGGGGAUCAACUCGUUCGUAUUGGAAGGAAGCUGGUUCCCGCCCUUGUGGACGAAGAAACAAUCAACAAGAUCAUACAGGAGGAGAGCCAAGCGCAGACUGAACUAAGACUCGUCUUCAGGACUGACCAGCUGCAAGAGUACCGCACAGUACUUGAUACCUCGUCCUGGGAAGCGCCAUUGCCUGACGCAGCAGUGGAGCAGGAUGAACGAAAUGUACAAGAGGACACGCCUGCUGCUUUCGAUUGCUUGGAAGAAGUUGAAGAGGAUGCUGCUAGCAGUGAGGCAUCUGAAACGGUCCAGGAGCUCAAGGAUCAGCUGCGGCAAGCUCAUGCUACCAUAGAGCAACAAGAGCUGAUGAUGGAACGGCAGAAGGAGGAAUAUGAAGAGGAGCUGUCUGCUCUGAGAGAGGAAUCUUUCAAGCGCGUGCAGCACAUGCAGGAUGAGAUCUCUCAUCUGAUGGUAGAGAAUGCUUCCAUGAGAAAAGACCUCGAGCAGAUGAACGAGACGUUCCGCACUGCCCUGUCGCUGAGGAGCAGUUUUUCGUCGAUGAGCCCUUGCGAGAAGAGCAAAGAAAGUUUCGACUACAUCAACAACAAAGUCUACUAUAUCAGACUUGAAGACGGACGUGAACUUAGUGUUGAUCCUGAAACAGGAAAAUUGAUAGAUUCCACGAGCUUGAUCCUUCUCUAG
Messenger RNA from Guillardia theta CCMP2712, 795 nucleotides. RefSeq lists its product as hypothetical. The coding region runs from base 1 to 795 and encodes 264 amino acids. The transcript has a single exon. The record is from RefSeq and is a predicted model, not a curated record. Lineage: Eukaryota; Cryptophyceae; Pyrenomonadales; Geminigeraceae.